CUCACAUCGGGUAAUGUCAGGGACUAUUAACACCUCGUUUUAACCGGGUCCUUACCAGCAGCACACUGAAGUUUCCAAGAGUCGCCUGUAAACCAGGAUCAUCUCGUGUCUCAACUUUGGAAGUCCAUAUUGAAAGACGACAUGUUUCGAGUAAGAAUACCCUUCUCACAGAUUGCCCUUGCCACUGUGCUUGGAGUUGGCGGUGGCAUUUAUAUCUACCGACCCUGUUUUGACCCAAAGCUUAAGACCUCAGAACAGCAAAACCAGGAUGUGGCAAAAAAAACCUGAAUGAAACUGAUGGAAAUAAUUCAUCAGUUUGAGAAAAUACUUCACUAGGCAUAAGCCAGAAGAACCACAUCAGAGGCUGGUGGACUGUCAGAGUGGGAAGCCAAAUAUACCAAGACCAGCAUGGAUACAUUCAAGUUACUUUGUGGGUGUUUUGUAUGAUUGUAUAAUGUACAGAAUAAAAUAUUGAAUAAUUUACCUCACUUAUUUAUCAUGUGUUUCUGAUUGAU
Molecule: messenger RNA, 515 nt
Organism: Scomber scombrus (Atlantic mackerel)
Lineage: Eukaryota; Metazoa; Chordata; Actinopteri; Scombriformes; Scombridae
Product: protein PIGBOS1
Exons: 2
Coding region: 142-288 (48 amino acids)
Source: RefSeq, a predicted model, not a curated record